UUACUUGUGCUAAAGGUAGCGACGCUCCAGCUCUAUAUAAGUGCAAAAUCAAAUAUCUCAACUCUACAGUACGUCGUCGAGAUCAUCAUCAUGACCAAGCUCCAAAUAGUAAUGUUUCCAUGGUUCGCCAGCGGCCACGUUACCCCGUUCAUCCAUCUUGCCAACGAGUUCGCCACCAAAGGCCACAGAGUCACAAUCCUUGUCCCAAAAAAGAUUCAGCUGCAACACCAACAUCUCAGCCUCCACCCGCCGAACCUCAUCGCCUUCAGCACCAUCAACGUUCCCCACGUCGAAGGCCUUCCCGACGGAGCCCAGUCUGCCUCCGACAUCCACAUCUCCCUCAACCACCUCCUCGCCACAGCCAUGGACCUCACACGCAACCAAGUAGAAACCUUUCUCCGUUCAUCCAAGCCCCACCUUGUCUUCUACGAUUUCGCUCAUUGGAUCCCGGAGAUCACAUCCCAGAUGGGAGUCAAGUCGGUUUAUCUCAGCGUUGUCUCGGCGGCUUCUUUGGCUAUCGCUCUUGUCCCGGCUCGAAACCUCCCGGUCAACCGACCUUUAAUGGUGGAGGACGUUAGGGAUCCUCCGCCAGGGUACCCUUCUUCCACCGUGGUGCUUAGUGGCAACGAGGCUAGUUCUUUGCUCUUCCUGUCGUCACCGUUCGGUGACGGAAUAACUUUCUUCGAGAGAUCCAUAGCCGCCAUGAAAAACUGUGACGCGCUAUGUAUACGUACAUGUACAGAGUUGGAAGGUCCUUUGUGUGACUACAUGGGAUCUCAGUUCCAAAAACAGAUCCUCCUAACAGGCCCGCUCUUGCCAACUAAUGCUGCUUCGACUACGUGUUUGGAGGACCGUUGGGCCAGGUGGCUUGGCCGGUUCGAGCCCGGCUCGACCGUGUUCUGCGCGUUCGGAAGUCAGAUCAUGCUCGACAAGGAUCAGUUCCAAGAACUUGUGCUGGGGUUUGAGCUGACAGGGUUGCCAUUUCUGGUGGCGUUGAAAGCUCCAUUGGGGUGUGAGACGGUGGAGGAGGCUUUGCCGGAGGGGUUUGAAGAGAGAGUGAAAGGAAGAGGAGUGGUUUACGGUGGUUGGGUUCAGCAGCCAUUGAUACUCAGCCACCCAAGUGUUGGGUGUUUUGUUAACCACUGUGGUUUCGGGUCGAUGUGGGAGUCUUUGAUGAGUGAUAAUCAGAUUGUUUUGGUGCCACAUUUGGGUGAUCAGAUAUUGAACACUAAGCUUCUGACCGGAGAGUUGAAGGUGGCGGUGGAGGUGGAGAGGGAAAGUGAGAAUCGGUGGUUUUCGAAGGAGAGUUUAAGCAAAGCUGUAAACUCAGUUAUGGAGAAAGAUAGUAAGGUGGGGAUUAUGGUGAGGAGUAGCCAUGCAAAGUGGAGAGAGUUGUUGAGUGAACCUGGUUUCAUCAGUGGUUACAUCGACGGGUUUAUCAAGAAUCUUGAAGAUAUCUCAUAAUUAUUAUUAUUAUUAUUGCUUAAUUGUUAAAUAGUAUUGCAAUAGUUAAUAAGCUGUUUUUGCUUAUUCAAAUCAGAUCUGUGUUUUGAUAAUGUAUUUCUUUCCUUAUUUGGCGACAGAUUUAAUGUUGUGAUAUGUACCUUUAAGUUUUGGAUUCA
Humulus lupulus (European hop) is the source of this 1622-nucleotide messenger RNA. RefSeq names its product UDP-glycosyltransferase 79B6-like. Bases 91 to 1464 code for a protein of 457 amino acids. The record is from RefSeq and is a predicted model, not a curated record. Gene Ontology annotation, molecular function: UDP-glycosyltransferase activity. The transcript has a single exon. NCBI's taxonomy places the organism in Eukaryota, Viridiplantae, Streptophyta, Magnoliopsida, Rosales, Cannabaceae.